Molecule: messenger RNA, 753 nt
Organism: Telopea speciosissima
Lineage: Eukaryota; Viridiplantae; Streptophyta; Magnoliopsida; Proteales; Proteaceae
Exons: 1
Coding region: 1-753 (250 amino acids)
Source: RefSeq, a predicted model, not a curated record
AUGGAGGUUCUAUCCAGGUUGUUCACUGCUUAUCAGGAUCUUAAUCUUUUCAAAGGGGUGAAGGUGGCUAGAACAGUCCCAGAAAUUUCUCAUCUUCUGUUUGCCGAUGAUAUCUUUAUUUUUUGUAAGGCCACUUCUGAGGACCUUCUGACAAUUAAGGCCAUUUUGGACCUUUUUUCUGAUUUAUCCGGUCAAGAUAUUAAUUUUUUCAAGAGUGGUAUUCAUUUUAGUAGGAAUGUUUCAUCCUUGGACAAGGCUAACUUGUGUUCGGUUUUAGGCAUCAAGGAAAUGUCUAAGGAUGCCAUCUAUUUGGGUACUAACCUUUUCCAUGGCAGAUCCAAAGUUAAAGAGCUUGACAGUGUGGUGCAAAGGAUUCAGAACAAACUAUCAUCCUGGAAAUCUAAGUUCCUUUCAUUUGCAGGACGCUCUGUUUUAAUCAAAUCGAUUUUAGCCUUUACUCCUGCUUAUCUUAUGAAUUGUUUUGAGUUCCCCAUUAAGAUCUGUAGAUCCAUUGAUUCUAUUUAUCUUAAUUUCUGGCUUGGCAACUAUGGGGCUCAGAAAAAACCUGUUUUUAUUGCUUGGGACAGAAUGUGCAAUUCUAAAUCUCUUGGGGGGCUUGGAUUUCGUAAGGCUGAACAUCAUAAUAAGGCUUUGUUAAUGAAACUGGGAUGGAGAUUACUUACUGAUCAGUCUGCUUUGUGGGCUAGAGUCCUAAAAUUAAGCCCGUUAUUUUCCAAAAUUCUCCUUGUUUGA